AUGGCUAUCGAUUUCGAAGCUCUCGCUGAAAAGUACCAACAAUACGCUCAACCUGCUGGUACAGUAUUGUUGAUCUUGAUCCUCGCUAUUUCUUACUUGAUUAACAGUGGCAGCAAGAACCGAAAAGUAUUGGAUCCUGUAGAAUGGAGAAGUUUCAAAUUGGUCGCUAAAGAUCAUUUAUCCCAUAAUACUGCUCUCUACAAAUUUGCCCUGCCCAAGUCAACCGACUCUCUCGGUCUACCUGUCGGCCAACAUAUCUCAGUAGCAGCUGAGAUUGACGGUAAACAAGUUGUCAGGUCAUAUACGCCUACUACUUUGGAUGAUGAUAAAGGUCAUUUCGACUUGGUUGUGAAAACUUACGAAAAAGGUAAUAUCUCAAGAUACCUCUCCUUGUUGACUAUAGGCCAAGAGGUGAAGGUCAAGGGACCCAAAGGAAAAUUCCAUUAUACUGCCAACCUUGCUCCUGCCUUACUCAUGAUUUCAGGUGGAACAGGUAUAACACCCAUGUAUCAAAUCAUCAAAUCUUCUUUGAAGAACCCAAAUGACAAGACGAAAUUAUCAUUGAUUUACGCUAAUGUGGAAGAAGAUGAUAUCUUGUUGAGAAAGGAAUUGGAGGAUCUGGAGAAGAAGUCAGGUGGUAGAUUCACACUUUAUCACGUCCUCAACAAACCCCCUGCCAACUGGAACGGCGGCGUCGGUUUUGUCACCAAAGAGAUGAUUGAGAAACACAUGCCAGAUGGUGGAGUUGGCUCACCCAACCAUGGUGAAGGUCAUAAGGUGUUGAUGUGCGGUCCACCACCUAUGAUGAACGCUAUGAAAGGUCACCUUAAGGAACUUGGUUAUCCCGCUCCCAGAACCGUCUCAAAAUUGGAAGAUCAAGUGUUCCUCUUCUAG
Molecule: messenger RNA, 894 nt
Organism: Kwoniella botswanensis
Lineage: Eukaryota; Fungi; Basidiomycota; Tremellomycetes; Tremellales; Cryptococcaceae
Product: NADH-cytochrome b5 reductase 1
Exons: 7
Coding region: 1-894 (297 amino acids)
Molecular function (GO): oxidoreductase activity
Source: RefSeq, a predicted model, not a curated record